AUGAAAAAUCCAAACAAAAUAGAUGAUGGAGCAGCCUAUACAGUUGGGAAAAUUAAUGGAGAUCAUUGUUCUUUACCGAAAGAAACAAAAGAUUCCAAGCCAAUGAUCGACAUAUCGGAUCAGACAAUUGAAAUUUUGAUGACAGAAUUAAACGAAGAAUCAAUGAAGAUUUUUCAUCGUUUAACAGGUGGAACUCGUAUAGACAAAAUGACAGGCUUGGAUAAUUUAUAUCCUUCAGCAAAACUAGAUUCUUAUUUAUUUGAACCUUGUGGAUAUUCAUCCAACGGUUUAUUAGAUGAUAGUUAUUUUAAUGUUCAUGUAACACCCGAACCAAUUUGUUCUUACGCUUCUUUUGAAACAAAUAUUCCUCUCACAAAUUCUUCAUUUGCUGUGGAAUUAAUUGAAAAUGUAAUUUCCAUUUUUAAGCCUCGCAAAUUUACAAUGACAAUUUUUGCAACUCAAGAUGACAAGAAUUUUGAUAAGGAUACUUUGAUUAAUACAACUAAUUCCAUUAAUGGUUAUAAUAGAGCUGAUAGAAUUUUAUAUGAGUUUGAUGGUUACAAUUUGGUUUUUGGGUUCGACAUUGUAAUACCUUUUCCUGCUCAAAGAUAUAACCUAUCGAUAAAACAACCAUCACCUUUAUCGUCAUCGUCAUCGUCAGUAACAUCUGAACAGCAACGUCAAUUAGAACCUUUGCCAACAUUUGGACGUUCCGCUAAUGACGAUUCUACAUUAUCAAUUUUAAUAGCAAAUACCAAACAUAUUUGGCCAAUUUUUGUCAAUAAAUUUUCUUUGACCGACGAGAAAAAAAUCGAUAAAAAUCCAUUGGACAAAUACACCAAGCAAUCUGUAGAAAUGGCGAUAAACGAAACAUUGUCUAGUUUUUCUCACAAUUCCGAUGUCGAAAUUAACGACAAACAUACAGCAGUCGAUUACGAUGUCAGGUACACUUUUGAAUUGGAACCUAAAAAAUUCGUAGCAUUUCAACAGUUAUGUCAAGAUUCAGGAUUCGCCUAUUAUAACAGAGUUUGUUUUUUAAAUGUUCACAAAGAGAUUGGCCCUUGGUUUGGUUUAAGGGCUGUUGUUACAUUUAAUAUUGAUGGACCUCCAAAUAUACCCGAAUUAUUUCCUGAAUUAAAAAAUCCUUAUCCUGAAGGUGAUGAGCUUUUAAAGAAUAAAUUAGCGGAAAUUUUUGGGUCACAAAAUCAUAGUUAUCAUUGUCGGAAACCUAUAACCAGCACCACUGUUUCUGCUACUGCUACCACGACAACAACCACCAAACAAGAUAUUCAAAAAGAAUGGCACAAGUGGGUGGAAUUAAGAGACAUGGCCAGUGAGUUUAUGAGUGAAGAAACUCUUCAAAAAUACAGAUACUCGCAAGAUCAAAUGGAUUAUCAUUACACGAAUAAUAUUGAAAUCAUCUUUUCAAAGAAAAAAAAAUCAUCAAGUAGUCCAAAGAUAGAUAUCUAG
Entrophospora sp. SA101 is the source of this 1470-nucleotide messenger RNA. The record is from the annotation of a GenBank genome assembly. NCBI's taxonomy places the organism in Eukaryota, Fungi, Glomeromycota, Glomeromycetes, Entrophosporales, Entrophosporaceae.